Messenger RNA from Penicillium pulvis, 1287 nucleotides. RefSeq names its product pyridoxal phosphate-dependent aminotransferase. Bases 1 to 1287 code for a protein of 428 amino acids. Gene Ontology annotation, molecular function: pyridoxal phosphate binding; transaminase activity. Gene Ontology annotation, biological process: biosynthetic process; amino acid metabolic process. Lineage: Eukaryota; Fungi; Ascomycota; Eurotiomycetes; Eurotiales; Aspergillaceae. The record is from RefSeq and is a predicted model, not a curated record. The transcript has 2 exons.
AUGCUCUCAGGCCGCAUGAAGCGAAGUCUAUCCUGGCUCUCAGACAAUGCCUCUGCCGAGCCAAAUGUUCCAAAGGACGUUUUGGGAAUGGACAUGGCAGAGAAUUGGCUUAUUCGACCAGACGUACACCCUUUAAUUAAAGCCGCAGUUGCAUUAGGCCUGAGCCAAAAAGAUCUCUCAUACUCCCAAGAGCUGGGUGGAUCUCCAGGCCUUCUAAAUGUAUCGGCAGCAUUUUUCAAUCGUUUCUUCUCUCCUCAAAUUCCCGUUUUGCCCGAGCAUAUUUUGACAAGCACAGGAUGUUCGACGGUCAUUGAGUCCCUCAUAUUUUCCAUUUGUGAUACUGGGGAUGGCAUACUUCUCGAAACACCCAUGUGGGAUGGGUUUGCUGUCACGUCAACGCUGAGGAAUAACGUCCAUAUAGUUCCGGUGGAACACUCAACACGACCAAAAAAUGCAUCAGAUUUUGUACAGCAUUACAGCGAAGCGAUGAAACUGGCAACGUGUCCCAUUCGGGGCCUCAUCGUUUGCAAUCCUCAUAACCCUAUUGGUCAAAUCUAUCCUACUCUGUGGUUGGAGGCGCUGCUUCAAUUAUGCGAAGCUCACAACAUUCACUUCAUUUCGGACGAGAUAUACGGUCUUUCGAAUUUUGGAGCGACUACGUGUGGUCAAUAUGCCAAUCCUGAUACUGUGAUCGGACUAGAAACGAAGUUCACGUCGAUCUUGUCGAUAGACCUGAAGCGACUUGGCGUGGACCCAGCCCGUGUACAUGUAGCUUACAGUAUCAGCAAGGAUUUUGGUAGCAGCGGGGUUCGACUGGGCUAUCUCAUUACGCAGUCCAAUCCCGGGCUUCGCCGUGCACUAGCGGUCCUCAACAAAUUUAAAGUGUGUAACAUGACAUCUAUUGCUGUGGCUUCUCUCUUUUCGAAUCUGCAGACGGUUGGAAUUAUGCUGGACAAUAACAAAAUUCGUCUGCGCAAAGCAGCGGAGAUAGUAGAAGAUUUCUUGUCAUUCCACAAGAUUGUUUUCUACUCACCGGUUGCUGGUUGCGUCAUGUGGGGGCGCAUUGGGGGCGAGCGAGCAACAAAGGAAACCGACGCAGAGCUAUUUGGAAAACUUGCAGCAGCAGGUGUGGUCCUUGGGGCCGGUUCCAGGUUCAAGAGCCAAGAGCCGGGCUGGUUCAGAAUUACGUUUGCUCUACCCCGGAAGCAUCUGAUCGAAGGACUCCGCCGAAUCGAGAUUGGGAUGGAGGCAACGCGAAGGUGGAUACCCGAGAAAGCCCAACUGUGA